UCGAGCCCUAAGUUUUCGCCUGACGACACCCAAAUCUUCGCCACGGCGACGGCCUCGACGACGUUGCCUCUCUCCGUCAAAAGCCUUCUUUUUUUCCCCUCCCCACUUGUCGUUGUAUCCCUCUACUUCUCUUGCUUCCUCCUCCUUCUCCAUUGAUCCGAAGGGAGAUUACUUCUCCCAACCCACCGGGCUUCCACCGCUGCCAGAUCUUGAGGUCUACGUGAAGGAACAGAAUCCGUGGAGGGAUCGGCACGCGGUGUGGCAGGGCUCCUCGGCCAUUUUCUCUCCUGGUUACGUCUUCUUGAUUGUAAGUGGUUAACAUGGAGGACAACCAGAUAGCUUCUUUGAUGGAUCACAACGGAACUCUCGACCCUGCAUGUGACACUCGAGAAUGCCCUGUGAAGCAGAGAUGUCAGGAACAGAGGGAAGCACUUCCAAGGGAACCUCAUUGUGUCAUUUGUGGUCGUUAUGGUGAGUAUAUAUGUGAUCAGACAGAUGAAGACAUUUGCAGCAUAGAGUGUAAAACAAUCCUCUUGGCAAGACAUGAAAAUACUCAAAAUACAAGAUUGAAUCCUGCUCCUCUAGUGAAAAUUCCUACAAAUGAUGAGUGUUUUUAUGUUAAAGGCAAUAAUAAAACUGACUUAGGAGGUUUAACGUCGAUUCAGAUUGAAUCCUUGAGAAGCAAAAUUGAACUUUGCAUCAAAGGAACUUCCGUUCCUGCUCCGGUGUUAUCCUUUUCUUCUUGUUAUCUUCCGGAAAAGCUUGAGAAAAAUCUUGAAAGUGCUGGCUAUGUGAUACCAACUCCAGUACAGAUGCAAGCCAUACCUGCAGCAUUAGAAAGGAGAAAUUUGCUUGUUUCUGCUGACACUGGAUCUGGAAAAACAGCUUCAUUUCUGGUUCCUGUAAUUUCUUAUUGUUCAAGCAUCCGGUUGCGGCAUGCCUCUGGGCAGAAAAAUCCAUUGGCUGUGGUUCUAUCUCCCACCAGAGAGCUGUGCAUUCAGGUGGAGGAGCAAGCCAAGUUACUUGGGAAAGGUUUGCCUUUUAAAACUGCUCUUGUGGUUGGUGGAGACCCAUUGGCUGGGCAAAUCUAUCGGAUCCAAAAUGGUGUUGAAUUAAUUGUUGCCACCCCUGGAAGGUUGAUAGAUCUUCUAACUAAGCAUGACAUCGAGCUCAGUGAGGUAUCCAUUCUGGUUGUAGAUGAGGUGGACUGCAUGCUGCAGAACGGAUUUCGAGAUCAAGUGAUGCAAAUAUUUCAAGCCCUUUCCCAACCCCAAGCAUUGAUGUUCUCAGCAACUGUUUCUAAAGAGGUUGAGAGAAUGGCUAGCUCAAUGGCUGAUGACUUGAUAUUUAUCUCUGUUGGCAAGCCAAACAGGCCCAGCAACUCAGUAAAACACAUUGUCAUUUGGGUAGAAUCAAAGAAGAAGAAGCAGAAGCUUUUUGAGAUAUUAAUGAGCAAACAACAUUAUAAUCCACCUGUUGUUGUGUUUGUGGGUUCGAGACUAGGAGCUGAUGUUUUGUCGGAGGCAAUUUUUACUGCAACUGGAAUUAAGGCCCUUUCAAUUCAUGGUGAGAAGACGAUGAAGGAUAGAAGAGAAAUCCUUCGGCAGUUUCUGACAGGAGAGAUUUCGAUUAUUGUCUCAACUGGAGUUUUGGGACGAGGAAUCGACCUGUUGAAAGUACAACAGGUAAUUAUUUUUGACAUGCCAAAUUCAAUGGAGGAAUUUAUUCAUCAAGUGGGAAGGGCAUCAAGAAUGGGAGAGGAAGGUACAGCAAUUACCUUUGUGAAUGACGAGGACAAAAAGUUAUUCAGGGAACUUGUUCAAAACCUGAAAUCUGUUGGAGCUGCUAUUCCAAAGGAACUUGCUAAUUCAAAGUAUUUGAGUGCCUAUGGAUUUAGCCAACCAAGGAAGCGGCGGAAAUAUGGUUCUUAAAUAUUCUUUUUCACGAAAGUUUGAGGAGACAACCUCUUACAGAUCCAAGGAAUCUUUGAAAAUUGCUGCAUUGCUGGUAAUGAACAUAAUGGUGCUGAUAACAGCUGCGGAUCCAAAGCGCGUGAUGAAGGAGAACUUUUUGCGUGAUGGAUCUAGCUUUCCAUAAGACCUGCGAUGAUCCUUGCCAUGCUACCUUCGGCUCUAGUUUUUUCCUCCUGCACACUCAGGCAUGAUUUGGUGGAUUUCCAGCGUACAAAGAGUUGAGAGCAUGGGAGGCCAUCUACAUGAUGGUCAGCAUCAUCAUCUGGAAGAAAAGGUUCAGUUAUCUGCAACAACUUCGACGAGGAACCAAAAUUAUACAGGACCCUGCAAAGCUAACGAGGAUAGGAAUAAAACUAGAGCAUUCAUUUUCAUGAAAUUGAAUUUCUUGGAUAAUAUAAAGUGUGCGAUCUCUUAAUACUUAUUUCUUAUUUUGUAUAGACAGAUUGAUCAAAUUAAGCGUACGUGCAAAUUAAAUA
Messenger RNA from Zingiber officinale, 2449 nucleotides. Its product is annotated as DEAD-box ATP-dependent RNA helicase 41-like. The transcript has 4 exons. The record is from RefSeq and is a predicted model, not a curated record. Gene Ontology annotation, molecular function: RNA helicase activity; nucleic acid binding; ATP binding. The coding region runs from base 321 to 1931 and encodes 536 amino acids. Lineage: Eukaryota; Viridiplantae; Streptophyta; Magnoliopsida; Zingiberales; Zingiberaceae.